Messenger RNA from Eublepharis macularius, 7332 nucleotides. It is a transcript of the gene USP53, whose product is annotated as ubiquitin specific peptidase 53. Gene Ontology annotation, cellular component: cell-cell junction. NCBI's taxonomy places the organism in Eukaryota, Metazoa, Chordata, Lepidosauria, Squamata, Eublepharidae. The record is from RefSeq and is a predicted model, not a curated record. Gene Ontology annotation, molecular function: cysteine-type deubiquitinase activity. The coding region runs from base 543 to 3860 and encodes 1105 amino acids. Gene Ontology annotation, biological process: response to auditory stimulus; sensory perception of sound; protein deubiquitination. The transcript is spliced from 16 exons.
CGCAGCCUUGCCCGGGUGACUGACAGACGGAGUCGCGGUCGGGAUGGGGAGAAGCGGCUGGCGUGGCGGAGACUUCAAAAGAAGCUUACAUGGUGGAAUUUACUUUUGCAAGCUACACAAAGAAAUGCGGUUUAUUUUCAAAACUGAAAAAGAAAACAUUGGCAUGAAAGAGUGACUGUAAUAUUCGCCAAGAAUGUCUAUUUUUUCAAUAUAUCUGCUAUCUUAUUUAAAAUAUUCUUCUAAAGAAUGAUUUGCACUAAAUAGAAGAAAAGGUGAAAUGCUUUGAAGACUGUCAACAAGAAUUCUGGUUCCCAAAGUAUAUUUUAAUUUAAUUCACUUGAACUGUGAGGUUGUAUUUUUAUAUUGAAGAUUAGAAAAACUAUUCUCAAACAGGAGACGCAGUAUUGACAUAGUGCUAUAUGAAGAGCUGCAACACUGUCUAAAUAGAAUGCCCUAAUUUUAAGGCAAUUGUCAGACUCUUGUAUUUGCCUCGUUCUGCUCAGAAUCCUUAAUUUUUAUAACCAUAUACUUGUUUCUAAAUAAUGGCGUGGGUAAAGUUCUUGAGAAAACCUGGAGGGAAUCUUGGAAAAGUGUAUCAACCGGGAAGUGUGAUGUCUUUGGCUCCUACAAAAGGCUUGUUAAAUGAACCAGGACAAAAUAGUUGUUUUCUUAACAGUGCUGUACAGGUUUUGUGGCAGCUUGAUAUAUUCCGAAGAAGCUUGAGAGGUCUCACUGGACAUGUUUGUCAAGGAGAUGCUUGCAUAUUUUGUGCUUUAAAGACAAUAUUUUCACAAUUCCAGCACAGUCGAGAGAAAGCAUUGCCAUCAAAUAAUAUGAGACAUGCCUUGGCUGAAAGCUUUAAAGAUGAACAGCGUUUUCAGCUUGGGCUCAUGGAUGAUGCAGCAGAAUGUUUUGAAAAUAUACUUGAGAGGAUUCACUAUCACAUUGUGCCAAGCAGUGAAACAGAUAUGUGCACUUCUAAAUCCUGCAUUACUCAUCAGAAGUUUGCUAUGACUCUAUAUGAACAGUGUGUGUGUCGCAGUUGUGGAGCAUCUUCAGAUCCUUUACCUUUCACAGAAUUUGUUCGUUAUAUUUCAACAACAGCCUUGUGCAAUGAAGUUGACAGGAUGUUAGAAAGACAUGAGCGACUUAAGCCUGAAAUGUUUGCAGAAUUGCUUCAGGCAGCAAAUACUACUGAUGACUUCAGAAACUGCCCUAGUAACUGUGGCCAAAAAAUAAAAAUACGUCGUGUUCUAAUGAACUGUCCUGAAAUUGUCACAAUUGGUUUAGUGUGGGAUUCAGAACACUCUGAUUUAACAGAAGAUGUAAUCCGGAAUCUGACAACGCAACUAUAUCUUCCAGGGUUGUUCUAUAGAGUUACUGAUGAACAUGCCAAAAAUAGUGAGCUUUACCUUGUGGGGAUGAUUUGCUACUCAAGCAAACAUUACUGUGCCUUUGCUUUUCAUACCAAGAGUUGCAAAUGGGUGCUGUUUGAUGAUGCUAAUGUGAAAGAGGUUGGAACAAAAUGGAAGGAUGUGGUGUCCAAAUGUAUUCGGUGUCAUUUUCAACCAUUGCUGCUAUUUUAUGCAAACCCAGAUGGUACACCUGUAUCAGCGGAAGAUGCACCCAGGCAGAUAAUACACUGGUCACACUACAAAGCAGGAAAUGGAGAAGAACUUGGAUCUGAAAAAUCAGUUUUUCCUAAAUCAGAUCACAUGAAAGAGAAUGGGUUUGGAGAACCCAUUACUCAGAAGAUCAGCAAAAAAUAUCAGCCAGAAAGCUCAGCAUUCAGUAGAAACCAUAUCCAAGCAAGUAUGAUCAGUAGGCCAGGCAAGUUGGCGCAUAAUGAACAUAAGGAAAAGGCAAAGGAUAUUUCCAGAGAGUGUGCUCAAAAAGCAGCUGAGAUGAAAAAUUUCUCAUCCUCACUAAGAAAAGACACAGACAGAGGAUCCAAAAGAGAGUCUGGGAAGCAGAGAGAGCUGCCUGGAGAAAUCAGCUGUAAUUUUAAGGCAGGUUCACCACCUUCUGGAAGUGAAUUUAGGUCACAUUCUAAUGAACGCAUAUAUAAUAGCCAAGGGAGAGGGCCUUACAGACAUGACAAGAUACACAACCAAAUAAGGCCUGGCAUGCGGGCACUGGGAACAAAUAAAACUGAUGGCUUUCCUGAUGGAGAGAAAAUGAGCCGUGUGAAGGCUGAUAGCACUGCUGGUUAUGAUACAGACAGUAGCCAAGACUCCAAGGACAAAGGAAGUAUCAGUAGCUGCAAAAGUCGAAGCAGAGGCUGGAAACCCAUGCGUGAAACACUCAACGUAGACAGUAUCUUUAAUGAUACUGAGAAAAAGGAGCAUAGUUCAAAGCCCAAACUAAAUGCAAGCAGCAAAUCUAAACAUGAAAAGGAGCCAAGUUCAAACAACUGGCCAAAAGAAAAUCUAAAUCAAAAAGGUUUAAUGACAAUUUAUGAAGAUGAUACAAAACAGACAGGCAGCCGGAAUUCCUUGGAUUCAGAAGGCAAAGGAAAUAUAGAAAAAGGCAAAGGCUUUACCGAGAGAAAAAUUCACGCUGAUGGAUGGCAGAUACAAAGGACUGAGUCUGGUUAUGAAAGCAGUGAUCAUAUCAGCAAUGCUUCUGCCAGUCUGGAUUCACCUGUCAUUGAAGGAACCAGCCCUGUAGACACCACAACUAUGAAGGAAACAGUUCCUUGCAGUGACCAGAAUCUAUCUGCCAGAUACCCUGCGUAUGUCUUGCAAUCUACCUCUCAGCAGAACAAAAACUUUUUGGAUGCCUUGAAGAAAGACCAGGUUAAUACUCAGUUUAAUUACAGAACGCAUAACCCCCAGUCAGCAUCCCAUUUGCAGAUGCACUGUCCACCACUGAAAAGGAUUGAUGUACCUGAUUGUAGUAAGUUUCCCCCCUCAUUAACACUACGGACCACUUUAAAAGACUACACUGAGAGAGAGCUGAAGAACUGUGCAUUGAGUGAACAAAGUUCACAGUGGCUUAAUCAAGAUAUGCUUGAUGAAACUAAUGUACGUACAUCUGACAGUUCAGCUUGCUCUUACAAUGAUGGCAACUUAGCUGUAUCUGAAAAGGGUCAGAGCAGCAGUCUAUCUUCCCAUUUACCUCCUACAAAGACAAGUAGAUCCAGACCUGCACUUGCAUUUUUCUUGCAACAGAAUAUAUCGAAACCUUCCUAUACUGAAUCAAUGCCACCUGCUGAACAUAAAAUGCAUUUGUAUGAUGGUAAGGCUGAUACCACACCAGAAGCAAUUUACCAAAACCUUCCUCCUCCUUUACCUCCAAAGAAAUAUGCUUUGACUAGUUUGCAUGGAUUAGAACAUGAAUCUACUGUAGAUUUAAAACCAACAGAAGUACUGUGCACUAAUCCUUCUAGCAUUGAAAGGCAUGCUGUAAACGUUACUUCAAAAGCUACAUGUGAAGUAGAUCCAUUUACAGAUGAAGAAAGAGUUAGAGCAAUAUUUCAAGGGAAUGAGUCCUCCAAGACCAACUUUCCAUCAAGCUUAUCAGUCAAUGAUUUGUGGACUGUAUCCAAUAAUCCAACAAAUAAGGGCGUGUGCCACACAGGACUAAGUGAUAGCUCCCUGGAUGCAAAUGCAAAUAAUGUUAUAUCUCUUACUACUUAUUUUUCAGUUGAUAAUUGUAUGACUGACACAUACAGGAUGAAAUACCACCAGAGACCCAAACUGUAUUUUUCAGAAACUGAUGUGUUGAACAAAGAAACAUCUCUACCAUCAACUGGAAUUCCGCUAAGUACUUCAUACCAUAACACUUCUGAUUCAAAUUAUCCCACAACUGAGCAGAGACACAAACCUAGCACUGAAAAUGUGCAUUGCAAUCGAUAGAGGCUUUAAUAAAUGAGCAUAAAUCCUUGGCACUCCUAACAUGAUGCAAUGUUAAGGUUUUUCUUACCUCACCUAUACUUCAUUAAGAAGUUACUGCUAUUUUCUGUGUGUUUGCACAUGCAUGGUCAAAAAAGAUGCAAAGACUUCUGGUCCUAUGUUUAUGGAUUUGCGGCUGCUUUGUUUAACAAGAUUUGCACCUAUUGUAAACAAAUAUGGAACCAGCUGCUUAGCCUGUUACACUUUGAAAUUUGAAUUUCAGAGCAAUCCUAUUUAAAUGGGUGUUUAUUUAAUAACUAGGAAUAGUCUGCUUUUGCAAGUAAUUAAAAACUGAUCCUUUAACUCUUUUUAAUUUAGAACUGGUUUGGAUCCAAACUAAGGUAUCUGUGGUGCAAGGAUUUUCUGCCAUCUUCCUCAGGCCAGGAGCCCGAAUGCUUUUCAAAAUUCUGUUCCUGGGGAUCCCCAUUCCUCCAAAAAAGGAUUUUGGGCUGCUGUUGGAGGGGAAGUCGGAAUAUUGUUUUGGGGGGGCAGAAAUACUUUGUCUAGUCUGGAUCCAAGCCGUUGAUUUGCAAUACCAGUUUUAGGUUCUGUUCGCAAUUGUUUGUAUGGAUUAAUUUCUAAUCUACUUGAGCACUUUCUGUAACUAAUGUAACAAAUCAUGCUUCUUUUAAUCUUCAACUAUCAUUUUAUUUAUAGAGUCAGGAAAUUUAUUUGCAGAAUGGUUUAAUAUUAAUUAUUUCUAGUGUGGACCUACCUUCCAGUUUGGGAAUAAUGGGGAAAAUCCAUGGCUGAUUGUAAGAAUUCUGUGUUGAUUUUGUGAAAACUUGCAAAUUUAGAGCCAAAGGAAGCAUGCAGUAAUUGUUGAUAAACCCAUCACAGGGGCUUGGACCACCCUAGAUUUCACUUGGAAUUGUUGUACUUAUAGUUUUGCUCAUUAUGUAAACUUACCACAUUAGAAUGCAUUUUCUUAAAAUAUGUAUGUUUUAUAUGACAUGACUUUUGCAUGGGGGCACUUUCCCCCAAAAAAACCUUGGGAGGUAAUUUCAAAUGACUGCAUUACCUCAACCAAGCAUGCAGGAAUCUGCCCUAUGGGCAAUGAACUGACAGCAUGCUGAACCUGAUUUUGUGAGGCUUUUCUCCUGGCCAGCAUAGCUUUGUGUAGCUGCUUAACUGUCAGCUGGUCAUUUCCAGGGAGAGGGGGGGCUGCAAACAUGUUUUUGCACAGUUCUCAUGGGUGGGCUUUUGCUAAGAAUGUGAGAGCAAUCUGAGAAAUGCUUUGAAAGGCACUGUAGAUUGUUACUGAACCUGCAUAGGAAUCUUACCUAGAACAUCAUGUAAGAUUGUGAAAAAGUGAAAGUGCAUUUGGGAGUUCUGACUUGCACUUACGUUCAGGUACUUUUAGUUAAGUUACAGCCGUUCUAAAAGAAUACUAUUUUGUAUUGUUGCACUGGUAGAAGAUGGAGGCUUUUAAUGUUGUUGUGGGCUCACAUUAGAAUUUCUGUAUAACUAAAUUGGAAAAAUGCUGGAGACAUACGUUGAUAUUGGAUCUAUGCACAGAAUGGUCCAUAUUAUGGAAAUAUGUAUCCUAGUACUCAUAAAUCACUAUAAGUUAUUUACCUGACUUCUGUGAGUCAGCCAGCCAGCCACUUUCAUUAUCCCUGAAAAUUUUUAACACAUCUAUUCAGCAUUUUUUUUUAGCAUUUGAAAUGAUGCCUUAAUGAGAGACUUAGAAUUUGCUUCAGUAUAUGAAAUAGUGGCUACAAUUUCAAAUAGCAAUAGUUUGUAUUUCACACAGCAUAUUUUAAAUAUUGCAAGUUGUGCAUAGCAAUUACAUGCAGUAGAGGCUAUCUUUGCACUACUGGAAAGAUUUUCAUAUCGAAAAGUAUAUAAAUGAUAUAUUUUUAUAUUAAAACCUGCUCUGGAAAAUAAUGCUUAUAAUUUGCUGCAUGUAAAGAAAAUACUUUAUUUCUUAUUUAAAAUGUACUCCGCACGAGCUCCUGUCGAGAGAUAAGCCAGCCAGUCUUGUAUUAAUUCAUUUGAAGAAGCUUUAACUCCAACCUUCCUAUUUAGAUUCAGUAGGAUAAAAAUUACUUCUGUGGAAGAUUAAGUCUUUUAAAUUUUGAUAAGCAGUUCGACUAAAAUGAAGACCUACGAAGAUGGUUGUUCUGCAGAAAAGACAGUUGAUUAUAAUGUAAAUGCCUUUUUAAUUUUUAAGUAUAUUGAUACCUGAUAAUUAAAACACUAUCAAAUGCUUGCUCUGUAGCCUGAUCCAUACAGAUUGCAAGUUUGUGCUUUUAACCAAAUGCUGAGCAACAUAGCAUAGUUACCAAGGUUAGUUAGAAAGACUUUGCACUUAAGACAUUACUUGGUCUCCAGGAUUCUGCUUGGCUUGAGACAGACCAGGCCUCGGUCUCGGGUGCAGCCUCCCCCAAUUUCCUUCACCCUGGGGAUAGGGUAAUGUCUGCAUUGGAAGAUACCACAUUUGUUUGAAUGUGGAUCUUACUAACCUUUCCACACUUUACCCAGUGUACUUAUGGAAACCCAGUAAUGUCUGAAUAAGGCCCAUUAUGUUUACAUUGACAGUGUCUUAAUCAUAAAUGUAACCUAAGAUGUUACUUAAUAAUAUGCAGCAGACCAAAUAUCUCAAGUUACUUUAAAUCUUGUAGUCAGCCUCCCUAGCAGUAGUGCUUCAGAGUGCUUCUGCAAGUAGUGUUGCUUUAUUAAAGCAUGUACAUGUAAAAUGUGUGUAUGGAUGCAAAUGAAAGUGAUUCUCACUUUCAAAAUAGGACAAAAGGAACUUAACCUAAAAGCAACUGUGUACAGUUAUUGACAGUUUCUAAUGCUUGUUUUUUUAUUUCAACUUUUUCUAGUUUCUGAUACACAGGUAAUGUAAAAUAGAUAAUACAAAGCCUUGAUUAUCUAGAGAUCAAAUAGUAAAUACUGGAAUUUAUCAUGUACCGUUUAAAGCUCUUACUAAAAUUGUGUAUUUGAAUUUGCAGUAUUUAAACUAACAUGUGAAUGACCUAAUGUAAGAGCAUUACUACAUUUUAAAAAUGUGCAUAGCAAAUGUUUAAUUUGUAAAUGUGUAUCUAAAGUGCUAACAAGCACAAUUGGUAAACGUGUUCUACUUAAUAGUAGUGCAGUAGCAUCAUGCAUUCUGAAAUGUUAAUGUUGUUUAAAGGGGCUCAACGUUUAACGUUUUGUACAGAUUUGUGGCUUCCUGACAACAUUUAGUCAAAUACUGACGGUUAGCUUUUAUAUCUGUCCUUAUAUAGAUGAAUAUUUACUAGCAGAAACUUUUUUUUUACUUCUCCAGGGUGCCUAUUUUUAUAAUUGUUGAAUUAAAAUUAUAGAUUUGUAUAACUUUUUAAAGGUUAAAUGCAUAUCACAUUGUGUAAAGGAUAUUUUAUCUAGAAAAUCUGAAUCCGAAGUUACAUUUUUCUGCUUGUUAUUGGAUAAAAACAGUUAACCCAUA